Molecule: messenger RNA, 501 nt
Organism: Eruca vesicaria subsp. sativa (arugula)
Lineage: Eukaryota; Viridiplantae; Streptophyta; Magnoliopsida; Brassicales; Brassicaceae
Source: the annotation of a GenBank genome assembly
AUGGACCAGUCCAGUCUUCGUAGCCUAAACCCUAAUUCAUCUUCCACCACUUCCUCAUCAUCUUCUUCUUUCCACAGCCACAAAGGCAGAAAAAAGGGCAACAAAAAUCAGUCAGUGUCCACGUUAUCGACGGAUCCACAGAGCGUGGCUGCCCGUGAGAGACGCCACCGAAUCAGCGACCGUUUGAAGAUUCUACAGAGCAUGGUUCCUGGUGGUGCGAAGAUGGACACCGUCUCUAUGCUCGACGAAGCCAUCAGCUACGUCAAGUUCUUGAAAGCUCAGAUCUGGUUUCACCACAAUAUGCUUAUUUUCUUCAACGACUACGAAACUACGUCGCCUUGUACUUAUUCUCCCGCCGGUGUCAGUGAAUUUGAACCAAGACCCUUUGGUUUUGAUGACAAUUAUACCCCUGUAGCGGAGACGUAUCCACAAGGGACGCCACUACUUACGGCUGCCGACCCGAAUAAUCCGAUGUGGUAUAAUUCGGCUGAUGAUGACUAA